AUGGGUGUCCUUCAUUUAAUCAUAGCUUUUAUUGUCAGCGCUUCUUAUGCGGCACUUUACCGACCCGUGGUGUUGAUGCAUGGUGUCACGACGACGGCUGCCGACAUGAAUGAGCUUGCCAGUUGGCUUACGGCAUCGUUUCCAGGUAUCUAUGUUGUUUCGAUCGAGAUCGGCAAUGGAUACGAGGAUUCUUUCAUGUUACCAAUGAAUAAACAAGUCGAGCUCUUUUGCGCUACUAUUCGCGCCGAUAUACAUCUGCGUCAAGGCUUCAACAUGCUUGGCGUUUCACAAGGUAGCUUGAUUGUUAGAGGAGCCGUCGAGCGUUGCUCGCUGCCUGUCUAUAAUCUGAUUACUCUAGUCGGAGCUCAUCAAGGUGUAUUUGGUAUUCCUAGUCUUGAAUCCCUUCCUCGUCAAAUUCGGGAGUUAGUCUCAAACUUUGCGUAUGAAGAAGCUGUCCAGAAUGUGAUUAGUGUUGCAGGCUUCUGGCGUGAUCCUUUUCAACUAGAGAAAUAUAUAAGUCGAAGCCAUUUUCUGCCUGAUAUUAAUAAUGAACGUGAAGUUCGCAAUGAAACUUAUCGCUCGAAUAUGCUCAAGCUCAAUGCGUUCAUCAUGACAUAUUCAGACAUAGAUGAAACUAUAACGCCACCACAAUCGGGAUGGUUUCUGGGUUAUGCACCAAAGUCGCUGAACACUGAGACAUGGAAUCAGUCUCAUCAAUUUACAGAAGAUCUCAUUGGAAUGAGAACACUGCAGGAACUAGGCAAAUUGCAUCAGUUCAUUUGUCACACACGUCAUAAAGAUGCUCAACAUGCUCCUGAUAAAGACUUCUUUUUUCAGAAUAUUUUGCCGUUUUUUAAUAAUACAAUUUCAUAG
Messenger RNA from Rotaria sp. Silwood2, 873 nucleotides. Lineage: Eukaryota; Metazoa; Rotifera; Eurotatoria; Philodinida; Philodinidae. The record is from the annotation of a GenBank genome assembly.